CAGCGGAGCGCUGGAGACCAGUGGGUAGCGGACCCUUCACCUUCUUUAGGGGAGGCCAUGGACUCCCUAGUCGAGCCCCGGUGGCCUCCGGGCCUGGCAGUCAUGAAGACAAUAGAUGAUUUGCUGCGCUGUGGAAUUUGCUUUGAAUAUUUCAACAUUGCAAUGAUGAUUCCUCAGUGUUCACAUAACUACUGUUCUCUUUGCAUAAGAAAAUUUCUGUCCUAUAAAACACAGUGUCCAACUUGCUGUGUGACAGUCACAGAGCCGGACCUGAAAAAUAACCGCGUAUUAGAUGAACUGGUAAAAAGCUUGAAUUUUGCACGGAAUCAUCUGUUGCAGUUUGCCUUAGAGUCACCACCCAUCUCUUCUGCUUCCUCCUCUUCAAAGAACCUUGCUGCCAAAGUGCACACUUCUGUAGCCUUCAGACAUUCAUUAAAGCAAGGAAGCAGGCUAAUGGAGAACUUCUUGAUUAGAGAAGCUGGUGGUUCUGUGUCAGAGUUGUUGAUAAAAGAGAAUGAAAGCAAAUUCAGCCCUCAGAAAGAGCUGAGCUCUUCUGCAAAGACCAGAGGGACACCUUCCGUAGAAAAGUCAGCUCCAGGUUUCUCAGAGGCUAGUGUUCCUGAGACACCCUCUACAUCGACCUUGAAAGAAGUUACUAAAGUGGAUUGUCCUGUUUGUGGGGUUCAUAUUCCAGAAAAUCACAUUAAUAAGCACUUAGACAGCUGUUUAUCACGUGAAGAGAAGAAAGAAAGCCUCAGAAGCUCUGUUCACAAGAGGAAGCCACUGCCUAAAACUGUAUAUAACUUGCUGUCAGAUAGAGAUUUAAAGAAAAAGCUAAAACAGCAUGGAUUAUCUGUUCAAGGAAAUAAACAACAGCUCAUUAAAAGGCACCAAGAAUUUGUACACAUGUACAAUGCCCAGUGUGAUGCUUUGCAUCCUAAAUCAGCUGCUGAAAUAGUUCAAGAAAUUGAAAAUAUGGAGAAGACUAGGAUGCGUCUUGAAGCUAGUAAACUCAACGAAAGCAUAAUGGUUUUUACAAAGGACCAAACAGAAAAGGAAAUAGAUGAAAUUCACAGUAACUAUCGACAGGAAGAUAAUAAAAUGAAAUUCUCAGAUAUACCCUCGGUAACAAACCACUUCCCUCAGUCAAAGCUGGACUCCCCAGGGAAACUAGAGCCUGACAGACCAGAUGAUUCUUCCAGUUGUACUGAUAUUCAAGAGGAAGCUCUUUCUUCACCAGAGUCAGAUUCAUGCAAUAGUUCCAGUUCAGACAUCAUAAGAGAUCUUCUAGAAGAAGAGGAAGCCUGGGAAGCAUCACAUAAAUAUGAUCUUCAAGACGCAGAAAUAAAUUCCAGACAGAAUCGUCGCAUGAGGUCAGCUGAAAGUGCUGAGCUCGAGCCAAGAAAUAAGCGGAACAGGAAUUAGUGUGGGUUUGUUGACUUUCCCAGUGCAGUCAUCAGAAGAUGGUACUUUUGUUGCCAUGGUGAUUUCAUAUUCAUAAAUGCCCAGUGAAGAUGUUACAUUCUAAAUAUUAUGUUUAACUGAUUUUUAUUCUUUUCUGCCUUUCCAGGAAAAAAAAAAAAAACUUAAGAAAGCAUCCUCACUUGGUCAGUUACCUCCUGCCCCUAAAACAUCUCUCUCUAAAAAUACUGGCAUCCACACAUUCACCAGCUUUGCAGAGGACAGAGACUUUUUGGCAAAAGGGUUUUGUUUGAUUUUGUUUCUAAAUUUCAGACUGUCCUUAAGCCAUUCUCCUCUUCCAUGGAGAAGCCAACUUCAGAAAAGGAUCCUUUAUCCCCUCUACCACAAGGAGCGGUUGAGGCAUUCAGAGCCACUGUGUUUCUGGAAAGGUAGAAUGUCCUAACUCAAGUCCUCCGUGAGUGUGAGCACGCGAGGCCUGGAGGCCGGUGCGCGUGUUACAGCUGUUUCAGGAUGGUUGUUGCCCGAGUUUCAUGUGGUUGUUGGUUAGACCUGUGUCUUACACUUUACUUGGAGUAGGAUGUUAGUACUGUAGCCUAAAGGCACAAAACAGUAACUUUGAAACAUUAGGCAUAUUCUCCAGAAAUGGCCCUUACAAAUGAUUCCUUCAUCUUUUUUUUCACUUGGGUAAAUCAAAUCUUUAACACUUUGAAUCCCAGCUAUUAAAUGGAAAGAAUGCAAUAAGUGAAUUUUGUCACUGAAUAGACUCUAUAUCAAUUUAAAAUAAAGUCCUUGAAACAG
Messenger RNA from Lipotes vexillifer (Yangtze River dolphin), 2220 nucleotides. It is a transcript of the gene RAD18, whose product is annotated as RAD18 E3 ubiquitin protein ligase. Gene Ontology annotation, biological process: DNA damage tolerance; protein monoubiquitination. Gene Ontology annotation, molecular function: single-stranded DNA binding; ubiquitin protein ligase activity. The coding region runs from base 58 to 1425 and encodes 455 amino acids. Lineage: Eukaryota; Metazoa; Chordata; Mammalia; Artiodactyla; Lipotidae. The transcript is spliced from 12 exons. The record is from RefSeq and is a predicted model, not a curated record. Gene Ontology annotation, cellular component: Rad6-Rad18 complex; nucleus.